CCCUAGAUUUGGUACUGCGUUUUCCGUGCGGUUUCUUCUGUGGGCGGUCCCGUUCGAGGGUUGUUUGAUCUGGUUGGGGUUUUGGAUUUGGGGCAGCGCUGGAGGUUUUUCUUUUUUUUUUUUUUUUGUGUUUUGGCUCAUGCCAGACAGAUAGGUAGGUAGGUAGGUAGGUCGAUAAAUAGAUUAGAUUAGGUUAGGGUUUUGUUGGUUUUGAUGCCGCAAGAGCGAUUGUCUUGGGAUCGGAAAGAGUUCUUAAAGGAGAGGAAGUACGACAGGCCAAAGGCUCGUUGGAGGGAGUCGUCUUCAAGUCACUAUGGAUCGUAUCGCGAUUUUGCUCGCUGGGGAGGAUCCAACGAGUUUCGCAGGCCUCCAGGUCAUGUUAAGCAGGGUGUUUGGCACCUGUUUACUGAAGAAUCUGGACAUGGGUAUACACCCUUUCGAUCCAGUGAUAGGAUACUGGAAGAGAAGAAUUUCCGGCCAUCAGUUUCACGAGGAGAUGGUAAACAUGGAAGGAAUGGUAGGGACAAUAGGGGAUCUUUUGGCCAGAGGGAUUGGAAAGCUCAUUCAUGGGAAAUGAGCAAUGGGUCUCCAAACACGCCUGGGAGGCCACAUGAUGCAAGUAAUGAUCAGAGUUCAGUUGAUGAUACGGUAAUUUACCCCUCCUCUCAUCCUCAUUCUGAAAUUCUGAACACUUGGGGCCUGCUUCACUCAAAUGACCAGCAUGAUAAUAGUAAGAUGGUUGUUGUCAAUGGGAUGGGCACAGGCCAAAGAGGGGAUAGAGAGAAUUCACUGGAUUGGAAACCUCUUAAUAAGUGGACUCGCUCUGGAAGCUUGUCUUCAAGGGGAUCUGGUUUCAGCCAUUCAAGUAGCUCAAAGAGCCUUGGAGGUGCAGACUCCUGUGAAGGAAAGGCUGAAUUGCAACAUAAGAAUGCAUCAUUAGUCCAGUCUCCUUCUGGGGAUGCUGCUGCUUGUGUUACUUCAGCACCAUCUGAAGAGAUGGCUGCCAGGAAGAAGCCACGCCUUAAUUGGGGUGAGGGACUGGCAAAGUAUGAGAAGAAGAAAGUUGAAGGCCCUGAGGUGAACGUAAGCAAAGAUGGAGUUGUUAUUUCUUCUAGUAACAUAGAGCCCAUCCAUUCACAAAGUUCAAAUUUGGUUGACAAGAGCCCCCGAGCCAUGGGAUUAUCAGAUUGUGCAUCACCUGCAACUCCUUCGUCUGUUACCUGUUCCUCACCACUUGUAGAGGAGAAAACAUUUGGCAAGGGAAUAAAUGCUGAUAAUGAUAGUAAUUUAUGUGGGUCACCCUGUGUUGGGUCCCAGAGCCAUAUUGAAGGUUUCUCUUUUAACUUAGACGUGUUGAAUGCUACUUCAAUAGCUAAUUUGGGCUCUGCACUUGUUGAACUGCUUCAAUCUGAUGAUUCUAGUUCAGUGGACUCAAGUUUUGUAAAGUCUACUGCAUUGAAUAAGCUGCUUAUAUGGAAGGGUGGCAUAUCAAAGGCCUUGGAGGUGACUGAAUCUGAAAUUGAUUUACUUGAAAAUGAACUUAAGUCUCUGAAAUUUGAAACUGGAAGCAGAUGUCCUUGUCCAGCAGCAGCCAGUUGUUUCCUAGCAGGUGAUGAGUCAAAACUAUGUAGUGAACAGGCAGCUUCUUCCAACGACAUACCUCGACCUUCUUCAUUGCAAGUUUCAUCUUGUGGGGCUGGGCAUGUCGAGAAGAUUCCUAUUUUUAAUGGCGUCUUGGAAAUUGUUCAUGGUGGUAGGAAGGAUGAUGAUGUUGAUAGUCCGGGAACUGCAACUUCGAAAUUUGUUGAAUCAGCGUCUAUGGUGAUGGCAGUUUCUUCAUCUGAUUUGAUGAGACAGGAUGAGUGUUCUGAUGAUAUGGGUGUAAUUCAGACACCAAACAUGGUGUUGAAGUCUGUGGUGCCUUGUAGUAAUAGGCAAGACAUUGAUGAACCUGCACACAGGGAUGUUAACUUGCUUACAGAGAGCAAAGAAGGUGCAUCUUUUCCAAGUGAUGUGAUUAUUGCAGAAAAUAAUUUAUGUCAUCUAAUAUUGACCGCCAAUAAGGAAUCUGCUAGCAGAGCUUCCCAAGUAUUUAUUAAUUUACUGCCUAGGGAUCAAUUUAAUGUUGAUUUUUCAGAAGUUGCCAACGUUGCUUUCUUGCAGAAUGAUCCAUUAGUUAAAGAAAGGUUUGUUAUGAGGAAGCGGUUUUUGAAAUUUAAGGAGAGAGUUGUAACCCUUAAGUUUAAAGCCUUUCAGCACCUGUGGAAGGAAGAUAUGCGCUUUCUUUCAAUAAGGAAAUACCGUGCAAAGACUCAAAAGAAAUAUGAAUUAAGCAUGCGGACAACACAUAGUGGGCAUAAAAAAAAUCGUUCUUCAAUUCGAUCUCGAUUCUCUCCUGGUGGAAAUUUGAGUCUUGUCACUACAACAGAAAUGCUUAACUUUACCAGCAAGGUGCUGCAAGUUUCUCAAGUCGAGCAAUACAGAAAUGCUUUGAAAAUGCCAGCUUUAAUUUUGGACAAAAAAGAGAGGAUGGUUUCACGAUUUAUCUCCAGAAAUGGAUUAAUUGAAGAUCCUUGUGUUGUUGAGAAGGAGAGAGCUAUGAUCAAUCCCUGGACCUCAGAAGAGAGAGAAAUUUUCAUGGAUAAGCUAGCCACAUUUGGGAAGGAUUUCCGGAAAAUUGCUUCUUUUCUCGAUCACAAGACAACUGCAGAUUGUGUUGAAUUCUACUACAAAAACCACAAAUCUGAUUGUUUUGAGAAAACCAAAAAGAGUAAGCAAGCAAAGUCCUCUACUAACUACUUAGUGGCAUCUGGUAAGAAUUGGAAUCGUGAAAUGAAUGCUGCCUCGCUUGAUAUUCUGGGUGCAGCUUCAGUCAUAGCAGCAGAUGCUGACAAUUCUAUGGGAAAUCAACGGGUGUGUUCUGGUAGAUUCUAUUUGGGAGGCUACUGUGAUUCUAAAACGUCGCAUGCUGAUGAUAGGAUUUUAGACCGAUCAAGCAGUUUUGACAUUCUUGAGAAUGAAAGAGAAACUGUUGCUGCAGACGUUUUAGCAGGCAUUUGUGGUUCAGUGUCCUCUGAGGCAAUGAGUUCUUGCAUUACUACCUCUGUUGAUCCUGUGGAGGGAUGCCGGGAGUGGAAGUCACAAAAGGUGGAUUCUGUCAGGAAACGGCCUUCAACGUCUGAUAUUACACAGAAUGUUGAUGAAGAGACUUGCUCAUAUGAGAGUUGUGGGGAAAUGGAUCCUGCUGAUUGGACAGAUGAGGAAAAGUCUAUUUUUAUGCGAGCUGUGUCAUCGCAUGGAAAGGACUUUACUGCGAUCUCACAUUGUGUCAGGACAAGGUCCAGGGACCAGUGUAAGGUGUUCUUUAGCAAGGCUCGGAAGUGCCUUGGACUGGAUUCAGUACAUCCUGGACCUGAAAACGUUAGAACACCAGUGAGUGAUGAUGCAAAUGGUGGUGGAAGUGACACAGAAGAUGGUGCUGAUGAGUCUGGCUCAGUUAUCUGCAGUGAAAAGUUGUGCUCCAAGACAGAUGAUAACUUACCUGUCAUGAAUGCAAAGCAGCAUGAGGAAUCUGAUGCUCUGGAGAUGAAAAAUUUGACUACUGACUUGAAUAGAUCCAAGGAUAGUAAUGUGGCUGGACUGUUAGGUCCAAAGGUUGAAAAAACGUUUGUUUCUGAUGUUUGCAAGAUGGAGAACAAGCCUGAGCUAGCUUUUGACAAUCGCAACAAAAUCAUGGAUGGUUUUGUCCACCAAUCUGAGUCAGUGCUGGCCUCGGAAGUUUCAAAUGAAUCAGUCGGUUCAGAAGCUGGAAUAGAGAAACCAAUUGAAGAUGAUAUUGCUGUUGGAGAUGCAGUGGAUCCUCGCACAUCGAAUCCAGUUGCUGCUGCUGAUGUCAAAGCUAUAGCAGAGGCUUCUGCUAAUGGAAGUGUAAAUCAUUAUUUGAACACCCAAAGUGACUUGGUGCAGGAUUCAAAUGAUUCUAGAAAUUUUUCCCACCAGCCUUUGGGUAUGGGUUCCUGUUCGAACUUCAUUCUAUGUGUGGAAAACAUGCAUCAUGUAUCUGUGGAAUUUGAUUCUGUGGAUAAGUCUCCUAUUGUCUCAUCACUGCAGGAGAAUAAACUUGCUACUUCUAAUUCUGUGUUACAAGACACUGCUGCCAUUCAAUGCAGGAAAUUGCAUAAUCAGGAUAGGCUUUCAUCACAACUUGAUAUUCAGGAGCAUAGAGAUGAGCAGGGUAAAAAAUCUGUCAGUGGGGAUGAUCAUUCACAGCAUUUGGCAGCGCAAUCUUUAGUGAAUCACAAUGAGUCUUCCCAGAUUCUUGGGGCCUAUCCACUUCAAAUUACAACAAAGAGAGAGAUGAACGGGAAUAUUCCUUGCAGACCUCAUUCUGAACUUCAAAGCCUUUCAAUGUCAGACAGGAAUGCUGCCAAUCAGUUUGUAGCUCAAGAUUGUUAUCUUCAAAAGUGUAGCAAUUCAAAGGCUCAGCACCCAGUCUCUGAGCUUCCACUUCUCUCCCAGCACACUGGGCAAGGCAAUGAUCAUUCGGGAGACCAAUCGCAGAGUUCAUCAGAGGUGGAAAAGCCAUGCAGAAAUGGUGAUGUUAAACUGUUUGGCAAAAUACUCAGUAACCCCUCAUCUUCGCCUAAGCUGAAUCCUAGCAUCAUUGAGAAUGUGGAACAAGGGACACAGAGUUCUAAGACAGUUAGCAAGUCAUCAACUUUGAAAUUCUCUGGUCAUCAAACUACUGAUGGGAGCUCUUCUGUCUUGAAGUUUGAUCGAAAUAAUUAUCUUGGCCCUGAGAAUGUUCCCAUGAAGAGUUAUGGCUUUUGGGAUGGGAACAAUAUACAAACUGGGUUUUCAUCUGUGCCUGAGUACUUUUUGGCCAAGUAUCCGGCAGCAUUUGGCAAUUAUCGCGUGACCUCAUCCAAAAUGGAGCAGCAGGCUUUGCAGGCUCCUGUGAAGUGUAAUGACCGUAAUUUGAACAGCGUUUCAGUUUUGCCUCCAAGAGAAAUAAGUAGCAGCAAUGGAGUUGUGGAUUAUCAGAUGUACAUGAGUCAUGACAUUAGUAAAGUUAAGUCAUUCUCUGUAGAUAUGAAACAGCGGCAUGAUAUAUUCUCUGAAUUGCAAAGAAAUGGGUUUGAAGCAAUCUCAAGUUUACAGCAGCAGGGAAGGGGAAUAGGGAUGAAUGUUGUAGGAAGAGGGGGAAUUCUCGUGGGGGGUUCAGGCACAGGCAUAUCUGAUCCAGUAGCUGCCCUUAAAAUGCACUAUAGUGGGAAAAAUGGGAGCAUGAUGAGAGAGGAGGAAUCAUGGAAUAAUAGGGGUGAUAUAGGCAGAUAGUUGGAGUGGUGAGGGGGCCCGUUGAAGAGGUCCUCGGCGGCAAAUAUCUUUUUUUUUGCCGUGCCCUGUAUAUUAGUUUUUGUAUUGUUCAAUGGAAUGCUUAGGGCGGCUCUUAAGCCCGUCGUUUUGGUAAAAAAUAUAUUUAUAUAUCCUAGGUGCUUGUAAUAUUGCUGCAGCAGCAGCAGCAGCAGCAGCUUUGUUUUUGUUGUAUUUGAUGGAAAUACAGAAAUAAUCUGUCAAAGUUGAGAGGGGCUUUAUCACUGCCCCUCCGACAUUCGAUCACC
This is a messenger RNA of Hevea brasiliensis (rubber tree), 5621 nucleotides long. RefSeq lists its product as uncharacterized. The record is from RefSeq and is a predicted model, not a curated record. Lineage: Eukaryota; Viridiplantae; Streptophyta; Magnoliopsida; Malpighiales; Euphorbiaceae. The transcript is spliced from 4 exons. The coding region runs from base 214 to 5337 and encodes 1707 amino acids.